GAACAAGGGAGACAACCUCCGCCGCGCACGGAAGACCAUCCCAUGCGAGAAACUGGAGCUUUCAGCAGCAAGCUAUACUGGGAAAAGUUCAGAAAAGACCUAAUCUAAAUAGCAGGAGCGAAGACUUCGGCUCAAUAAAGCCGCAGCUGAAGACAAGCGCCAACAGGAGAGGACGCAGGGAGUCCACAUUCCAGCAGGGAAUGCGCCUUUGCGCCCGCAGUGCGCCUGAAUGACGGACUGAAAACUGUGGACUACAGUUCCCUCAUUCAGAAACCUUCGUAUACAAAGGAAAGCGAGGAAGGUGAAAGGAGGAGAAACAGAAACCACCCGCUUUCAGCUGAAAAAAAAACUUUCAAGAUGGAGGAAGGAUAUGAGCUAGACCUCACAUACAUCACAGAACGUAUUAUAGCUGUGUCCUUCCCCCGAGGCUGCUCUGAUGAGACCUACUCGCACAACCUGAAGGACGUCACUCGAAUGCUCAAGUCUAAGCAUGCUGAUAAUUACCUGACCAUUAACCUGUCAGAGCGAAGGCAAGAGCUCUCUAAAAUGAACCCCAAGACGCUGGACACAGGUUGGCCAGACAUGCACGCUCCACCUUUGGACAAGAUCUGCACCAUCUGUAAGGCCAUGGAGAGCUGGCUCAAUGCUGACCCUCUACAUGUGGUUGUUAUACAUUGCAGGGGUGGAAAGGGUCGAAUUGGUGUUGUCAUUUCAUCCUUUGUGCAUUUCACUGAUGUCUCUGCCAGUGCUGAUCAGGCGCUGGACCGUUUUGCAAUGAGGAAGUACUACGAUGAUAAGGUCUCAGCUCUGAUGACACCUUCGCAGAAACGGUAUGUUUGGAUCCUCAACAGUUUACUGAGCGGAUCCAUGAAGAUUAAUGCCUCGCCUUCGUUCCUCCACUGCGUCAUCCUUCAUGGAAUCCCAAACUUUGACGCCACCAGAGUUUGUCGCCCAUACAUUAAGGUUUACCAAGGAAUGCAAGCAGUGUACUCAUCUGGAGUCUAUCACAUUGGUCCAGGCCACAGGGAUCGGGUGUGCAUCGCCUUGGAGCCUGCCCAGCUCCUGAAAGGCGAUAUCAUGAUAAAAUGUUAUCAUAAAAGUGACGUGACCUCGGAGCGAGAGGUUGUUUUCCGGCUGCAGUUCCACACGGGAGCAGUGCAGGGUUACAACCUGAUGUUUGAGAAGGAGGACAUGGAGGUGGCCAACAAAGAUCCCAGAUUUCCUGAUUACGGUAAAGUGGAGCUGGUUUUCUCAGAGGGGCCAGAGAAGAUCCCAGGCGUGGACAGGUGGCAAAAUGGUCCAGAUGUUGUUGUGGAUUACAACACGACAGAUCCUCUAACCCGCUGGGACUCGUACCAGAACAUCUGCGAUGGUGAAGCGCCACGCUGUCAAGGCCUAAUCCAGGACAAAGCUACUAGCAAGAGGAACCUGUUCAUUGGGGAGGCCACACUUGGGCGAGGGGCCAGCACAACCUCCACCACCUCCAGCCCAGACCACAGUGACCACACGCUCUCUGUAAGCAGCGAUUCGGGCUUGUCCAGCACUUCUUUGUGGACAGAAAGACCCGCACCUCUUAACUCCAACACCGCUGCUGUCAAGACGAACCAGGGACCCAGCCAGCAGGAAAAGGUUCAGCUGAAGCGGCUCCUUAGUGGAUUUGGCCUUGAAGAUCUUUCACUGGAGGAGAUGGAUGAUCAAGGACCUAAUGGGGGCAUUCAACAAGUAGUGUCAACGAAAUCGCAGGUCAGUGGAGACAGUCGCCCUCGCGACAGGGAGACGGACAUCCUUGAUGAUGAAGUCAUAACAGGCAAUGAUCUGCACAGUGUGGACAGCUUGGGGACCUUGUCGUCUUCGUGCCACAAGAGCAGCCAAAACUCCCUGCUGUCCGAUGGAUUUGGUAGUCCUGCGGGAGAGGAGCAUCAAAGCCAGAACCACCGGCACAACGCUGCUCCUCCUUCCGUAGAGGACUAUGAGAGAUCCUACGCAGAUGCCAAAAGAUGCUUUCUGACCUCCAGGAGCAACUCUGUGGCCUCCUCUAACCCCAGUGCCGAUGCAUCCAAGCAGCAUGUGUACAGACAGGGAAGCUAUUCCACCCAGUCCUGGGUUCGGCAGCAGCAGAUGGUUGCUGCGCAACAGUUUAUCUACAUGGCAGAAGAUCAGAGCAACACAGAAACGUACCCUGGGGGCAAACCAAGAAGUGCAGCGGGGCUGCUCACUGAACCGCAGCAACCUGUCACCAGUGCAGCUGCCUGUACCAUCAGAAACAUGGUCCCGCCAAAAGAUCAGGCAAUGAUAAACAACAACAAUAACAACAAACGAGAUGAAGAGUUCAAAUCUCUAAAAAUAGAUAUCGAAAACUCAAUUGAUCAGCUGAAUCAGCUGAUUAUGGACUUGGAUCCCUCAUUCGUUCCAGUGUCCGGCACGUCCCAAAAGAGCAACAACGUGACUCAUGUCAAUGGCUCAAUCAGCAAAUGUUCAAACGACCUCAAUCUCAGAUUCAACAAUAGUAAUGAAGCAGCUCUGAAAAACGCACAGAAGACAGAUGUCGAGUCCAGCAACGGCCCAGAAAGUGUCACGAGGAAUCCAAGUUGCCAGGGUAGGGAUUUAAUUGAUCACCCAGGCUUCUGCAACCCCGGAUGGGGUGAAACGAAGGAUUUCAGGGGUCAUCAGGCUUACUCACCUUGUGCCCCACACUCCCAGCAGCAUUCUGUCCUGUACAGAAGUGACACUGUUGAAUACAGGGACCAUUGCCCUGAUAUGGACAAUGUAGUUGAGGUUGCUCAGGAUAUGACUCCACCCACUCCUGGAUUCCCCAUCUCACCUCCAACACCAUACGUAAAAAACAUGCCAGAACUGGCUGACUUCAGGCAAAUUCCAUCACCUGUUCAGUCUUAUGGAGGUUUCAGCACAAGCCAUGAACCCAGAGGAUAUUCUGAGAACAAUGGUGUCGGACGAGAGAAUUUUCCAGAUUCCACCAUCAACUGCCACAGGAUGCUGAUGUCUACAUUCUUGGCCCAUCAAUCCAUUGACAGCAGGAACCAGUCCUGGCCAGAGCAUCCCCCAUUGAGUCGCCACUCCUCUCUCAGCGGCUACCCCAGUGCCCGACAGCCGCUGCAGCACUCCAUGUCCAUGGACUACAGCCACAAAUCCACUCUGGCACACCACCCCCACAUGCACCCGAUCCCUGAUGCCCACAGCUCUCCUCGAAGCAGUCAGAGAACUCACAUGGCUUUCUAUGCCCUGAACCGUGGCCCCGCUCAGACCUUUGAAGAGCAGGAUGACUCGGUCCAGUGCAACGGCACAAACUGUCCCAGCAUGGCGGUUAACAGAGACCCAUUGACCUCUACAGACACCCAGAAUUGGUCACAGACUCCCCAGAUGCAGCCCCCACUGCUGCCAGAGAAAAAGAGAGCAUCCGAUGGAGAACAUUCCCUUGGAACAGCUUCUCCAGCACUCAGUGGGUUUUCAAGCCCCCACAGUGGGAGCUCCCUCAGCAUCCCCUUCCCUAACAUCCUGCCAGACAUGUCAGCUCAACCUCUACACACAGCCUCACCACUGCCAGACGUUCUGGCCAGCAAACAAGUUACAGUAAAGUUUGUCCAGGACACAUCCAAGUUCUGGUACAAGUCUGACAUCUCGAGGGAUCAAGCCAUCUCAGUCUUAAAGGACAGGGAGCCUGGGUGCUUCAUUGUGCGGGACAGCCACUCAUUUAAAGGGGCUUACGGGCUAGCUAUGAAGGUGGCGACGCCCCCUCCAACAAUUGUCCAACAAGGCAAAAAAGGUGGAGAUUUGUCCAAUGAGUUAGUGCGGCACUUCCUCAUUGAGUGCACACAAAAAGGAGUGCGGCUGAAAGGUUGUCCCAAUGAGCCCUACUUUGGAAGCUUAACCGCAUUGGUCUGCCAGCAUUCAAUCACUCCCUUGGCCCUUCCCUGCAAACUUAUUAUACCUGACAGAGAUCCUCUGGAGGAUGAUGUGGAGAACCCUGCCCAUUCUGUCACAAACUCAGCUGCUGAGCUGCUAAAACAGGGAGCAGCCUGUAACGUGUGGUACCUGAGCUCAGUGGAGAUGGAGUCACUAACAGGCAACCAGGCAGUGCAGAAAGCCACAACUAUGACCCUGAACCUGAACCCGCCGCCAACCUCCACUGUGGUCCAUUUCAAGGUUUCCUCCCAGGGAAUCACCCUAACAGACAACCAGAGGAAGCUCUUUUUCAGGAGGCAUUACAGUGUCAACACAGUGAUAUUUUGUGCGCUCGAUCCUCAAGAUAGAAAAUGGAAAAAAGACGGCUGCCCCUCAGCAAAGAUCUUCGGCUUUGUGGCGAGGAAAACUGGCACUUCCAUGGACAACAUUUGUCAUUUGUUUGCAGAGCAUGACCCUGAGCAACCAGCAAGCGCCAUUGUCAACUUUGUGUCCAAGGUAAUGAUUGGCUCUCAGAGAAGUAAGUAGGACAGAGCUGAUAACCUGGACACCAUCGAGGAAAACCAGCACACGAAAGAGAGAAAAAGACUGAUGUGAAAAUGAGGAGGGAAGAUGGUCAAUCGACAAACUUUGAAUCCUGAAUAAUAACUGGAAUUUAACACUAAUUAUUACCAAAUUGCCAAUCAGUGGCUAAAAAACAUUGUAUAACCCUUAUGUACAUUGUAUAACUCUUAUAUACAAUAUAAGGGUUAAAUAAAUGUAUUUUUGUUAAGUUUAUGACUAGUAGAUUUACUAGGACAAAAAAAAAUGCUUCCCUUUUGGUUUACAGCUAAAAUGUGUGGUGCAAAUUUAUAAAUAAAGUUUUUUCAAUAAUAAACCAAAAAACUGAACGCAAGCCAGUAAGAAAUUGUUCAUUUGUGGUUGAUGGAGGAGCACCUUUUUGAUGUAUCUGGUCAGUAUUUCAAAAGAAAAUACAUGAAAAGCUGUUUAGAACAUAGUGACUACAUUUGAACUUUUUUGUUGUUUUUAUCUCCAUGAUGUAUAUUUUAACACUUCGGUCUUGUGUACAUGUUUCGCACGCUUGGAGCUCAUUUGAGGAGGAUUUUUCUGGAAAUGUAUUUUACCAUGACCACUUUUAAAGCUGUCUGUAAGAUUUUUUAUGGGAGCGUGGGUGUGCCGAUUGUGUGUGCAUGUGUUCCACUGAGAGCAAGUUUUAAGAAGAAGCCUUAACUUAACUCUAAUAUAUAUAUAUGGACUGAGCAUAAACUGCUAGAAAAUAUGCUGCGUCUGAUACGGUACAUUUGUUAUUCUACUCACAGGUGCCAAAUUAUUAAGAAUUAUUAAUCGGUAUGAAAAACCAAUGAAACCAAUGAGACCUUUGUGCUGGAAAAAGGAAUAUGUUUUUAGAAUAUACAUGAGCUGUUUGUUAUUGAUAUGUACUUUCAACAAAAGAAAAUAUUCUUACUUUUAACUUUGUUAGUUUGCUUGUUUACUUAUAGAGGAACUUGCACAGAAAAAGCUAUGUAUAACAAGUUAGACUUGAACUACUUAUUUGUGUACUGCUCUUGCUUUUUUUCCAAUGUGUAUGUAAAUAAACAGUGACAUUUAUAAAAAUGUUAUUUUA
Oryzias latipes (Japanese medaka) is the source of this 5542-nucleotide messenger RNA. Its product is annotated as tensin-3. Gene Ontology annotation, cellular component: focal adhesion. The record is from RefSeq and is a predicted model, not a curated record. Lineage: Eukaryota; Metazoa; Chordata; Actinopteri; Beloniformes; Adrianichthyidae. Gene Ontology annotation, molecular function: protein binding. Gene Ontology annotation, biological process: dephosphorylation.